This is a messenger RNA of Ipomoea nil (Japanese morning glory), 1434 nucleotides long. Its product is annotated as probable galacturonosyltransferase-like 9. The transcript has a single exon. Gene Ontology annotation, molecular function: glycosyltransferase activity. The record is from RefSeq and is a predicted model, not a curated record. Gene Ontology annotation, cellular component: Golgi apparatus. NCBI's taxonomy places the organism in Eukaryota, Viridiplantae, Streptophyta, Magnoliopsida, Solanales, Convolvulaceae. The coding region runs from base 9 to 1247 and encodes 412 amino acids.
ACACCAGAAUGCUGUAUAUAACUAUUUUUUUAAAUACGUAUAUAUAUAGUGAGAGAUUGAAAAGCAGAGAGAGAGAGAGAGAGAGAUUCUUGGACAAAACCCGAAGUCCAAGAAUGAAGAGUUCUUGGGUUGAGUUAGUUUUGAUCUUGAUUAUUGGUUUGUCGCCGUUGGGUUGUGUUGGGAUUCGGAUUCUUCCGGUGGGAUCCGUCGGGUUUGGGUUUGCCGAAGCGCCGGCGUACCGGAACGGGGAGGCGUGUCCGGUGAAGAAGGGGGGAGAAACGGUGUCGUAUUGUUCACCGUCGUUGGUCCACGUGGCGAUGACCCUGGACUCCGAGUACCUGCGCGGCUCAAUGGCGGCGGUGCACUCCGUCCUCCGCCACGCGUCGUGCCCGGAGAGCGUCUUCUUCCAUUUCUUGGCCGCCGAGUUCGACCCGGCCAAUCCCCGGGUCCUGACCCGACUCGUCCAAUCCAUUUUCCCUUCAUUAAACUUCAAGGUAUAUAUCUUUAGAGAAGAUAUCGUCGCUAAGCUAAUCUCGUCUUCGAUCCGGGUCGCCCUGGAGAACCCGUUGAAUUACGCCCGGAACUAUCUGGGCGACCUGCUCGACCCGUGCGUGACCCGGGUCAUCUAUUUGGACUCCGACGUCAUCCUCGUCGACGAUAUCCAGAAGCUCUGGAACGUCCGGCUAUCCCCCUCCCGGGUCAUCGGGGCCCCGGAAUACUGCCACGCGAAUUUCACCAAAUACUUCACCGAAGACUUCUGGUCCGACCCGAUUCUCCCGCGGGUAUUCGGGUCCCGGAAGCCCUGCUACUUCAACACCGGCGUGAUGGUGAUGGACCUCCGGGAAUGGCGACGGGGGAAUUACAGGGACAAGAUAGAGACGUGGAUGGAGAUCCAGAAGAAGAGACGCGUAUACGAGCUGGGUUCUCUGCCGCCAUUUUUACUGGUUUUCGGCGGGAACAUCGAGCCGAUCGAUCACCGGUGGAACCAGCACGGUCUCGGCGGCGACAACGUUAAAGGCUCUUGCCGGAGCCUCCACGCCGGUCCGGUGAGCCUGCUGCAUUGGAGCGGGAAAGGGAAGCCAUGGACGAGGCUGGAUGAGAAGAAACCGUGUCCGUUGGAUUAUCUGUGGGGCCCGUACGAUCUGUAUCGACGGACCAACGUUAAGCUAUACCAUCAUCAUCAACAACAACAACAUGCUUUAGCUAGCAGUACCCAUCCGUUUGUUUACUCCAAUUAUUUCAUUUGAUUUUAUUUAUUUUUUAUUUUUUUUUACAGGGUGAUUUAUAUUUUAUAUAUGAUUCUUUGAUAUGGUUGUACAGAUUGAUUUGCAGGAAAAUAGAUAGAAAUAUAGGAGGAUUGUAGUUUAGUAAAUUUAUUUUGUUGGGGUCAAAAAUCAAAAUUCAUAUAUACAAUACAAUUUCAUUUGUUUUUUU